ACCAUGGAGACCCAGAGGGAUGGCUCCUUCUUGGGGCGGUGGUCACUGGUGCUGCUGCUGCUGGGCCUGCUGAUGCCUCUGGCCACCACAGCCCAGACCCUCAGCUACCAGGAGGCUGUGCUUCGUGCUGUGGAUGGCUUCAACGAGCAGUCCUCAGAGCCCAACCUUUACCGUCUCCUGCACCAGGACCUGCAGCCCACUGAGGACGAGGACCCAGACACUCCAAAGGAUGUCAGUUUCACGGUGAAGGAGACAGUGUGUCCCAGGACAUCGCAGCAGCCACUGGAGCAGUGUGACUUCAAGGAGAAUGGGUUGGUGAAGCAGUGUGUGGGAACAGUCACCCUGGACCAGGCCAGGGGCUCCUUUGACCUCAACUGUGAUGAGAACACCAGGAGACCUGCCAGGCUGGGCAGGUUCUUUCGGAAUAUUGGUAGGAGGAUUCGUGACAAGUUUAGGAACAUUCGCAGGAAUCUUGGGAAUUUUCUUCAGAAUCUUGUACCCAGGACAGAGUCCUAG
Messenger RNA from Carlito syrichta (Philippine tarsier), 516 nucleotides. RefSeq names its product cathelicidin antimicrobial peptide (gene CAMP). The transcript has 4 exons. Gene Ontology annotation, cellular component: extracellular region. Gene Ontology annotation, biological process: innate immune response; defense response to Gram-negative bacterium; defense response to Gram-positive bacterium. NCBI's taxonomy places the organism in Eukaryota, Metazoa, Chordata, Mammalia, Primates, Tarsiidae. The coding region runs from base 4 to 516 and encodes 170 amino acids. The record is from RefSeq and is a predicted model, not a curated record. Gene Ontology annotation, molecular function: lipopolysaccharide binding.